Schistosoma haematobium is the source of this 1731-nucleotide messenger RNA. RefSeq lists its product as uncharacterized. The transcript is spliced from 4 exons. The coding region runs from base 28 to 1731 and encodes 567 amino acids. Lineage: Eukaryota; Metazoa; Platyhelminthes; Trematoda; Strigeidida; Schistosomatidae. The record is from RefSeq and is a predicted model, not a curated record. Gene Ontology annotation, molecular function: protein binding.
AACAAGUUAUGAAAUAGCUGUGUAGUUAUGGCUGGUGCUUCACAUGUACAGUUUACUAACAAGUACGGACAAGUUCAUAUAACUUUGGAGUCACUCCUUGAUUCCACAGGUCUCAUACCACAUUCGUCUCUGCAUGAAUCAGUCAAUAGUUCACUAACAGAUAUGAAUUCCGUUUCUAUUAUGAAAUGUUCCAUACCUCUCAAUUACUGUUCUAACCAAAAUUUGUAUGCUUCGGAACAAAUGUCAACUGAAUUAAGUGAAAGUUCUUGUGUCACUGAAUCUCAGAGGCAGGCAUUAUUACUAGAUGUUUGCUUCGAACUUCUUAACCUUCUCAAGGAACAAGAUGUCAAUGGCUAUUUUCUUUAUCCACUACCACACCUCAAACCUUCAUGUCCAUUUGGAUUACUGGACAUAGAAAAGCAACUUUUCCAGAAAUAUUACAAAAGCCUGUCUGAGUUUCAAAAAGAUGUUUCUGGACUACUCAAUAGCGCUCUUCAAUAUUAUCAAAUUGAAUCAAUGGCUCAUAAUGAAGCUCAACGUUUGCUAAAUCUAACCAUUGAUUGGUUUAGUUCAUUAAAUGUAAAUUAUGUCGCUAUUUUAAAUCGUCCACCAGACGGUGGAGUGACAGUUGAUAGAAACUCGCAAGUCAAAACAUCGGAUAAUAAUGACAUUAUAUCUAAGGAGACCUAUUUAAACAUUUUAAAUCCAGAUAAUAAUGGUAUUAUCAGUAAAACAGAACGAGUUCAAAGUAUUGGGGACGAGGCAGGUCACUUGUAUUCAGGUUCGUAUUUACUUCCUAAUGGUGGCUACCGAGAAGAUCGACGCAAUAAAAUUAUACCGUACACAUACUUAGACUAUGGCUCUUAUUACUCAUUUGCCCCAGUUUACGACAGUGGGGCUUCUCAUUGCACUCCAGAGUCAAACCAAUUGUUAUUGGGAACCACAUGGCUACCGGCACGUACUCCAUUUGUACUUGGCAGCUGUUCGUCGAAUAGUUUUGAUUCAUAUAGUUGUGCAAAUGAUUUCGAGAUCACAGAUGAAAUAAUAUCAACUGUCUUGGAAAUGGGGGAUCAACAGUUAGCUGUCUCUCUUGCGGUUGCAGAAAGUGAACAACGUGCGAUAGCCCAAUUAUCAUCUGAAUUAGAAGAUAUCAUUCCUGGUCCUGAUGUACCUGAUGAAUUUGUAUUUAGUAUGUGUUUAGCUAAUGCAUUUACACGUGACCUUAUUAAAAAGGAAGAGAAAUUGUCUGCUUUCGAUACCUUAGAUUUGUGUUCAGAAGUUAAUUCUGAUGAAAGAAGUAUCACAUCUACAGAUGUCAACAACUCUCCUGCUGCAUGUGACUUAGAUUCGGCUACUCAUCAUAACUCCACCGAUUCAAGUGUACGUUCGCAGUCUGAAGAACAAAGUAUUGCUGAUGAUGCUAAGCAAUUGAGUACAGAACUAGUUGAAUCUGCCCAAGAUUUAAAUGCACUUUAUUGCUCACAAUAUUUGAGACUUGGUGACACUUCUCAGGCUGCAAAUCUAGGCUCAACACUGCGACCAACUCCAAAUGAAAUGUCCAUCGCCCAUAGACUUACUGAAAAGCUGAUUAAGCUGACGAAACGUGCUCGUCCAGGGGAUCUCAUCCAUCCAUAUACGGUAAGAAAAGCGAUGGGUUUGAAUCCAGAUGAGUAUUUUUUACCGGAACAUUUAAUUUCAAGUGAUAAUUUUGUGAAUAGCGCGCAAAUGUAA